Geodia barretti is the source of this 393-nucleotide messenger RNA. The record is from the annotation of a GenBank genome assembly. NCBI's taxonomy places the organism in Eukaryota, Metazoa, Porifera, Demospongiae, Tetractinellida, Geodiidae.
AUGGCUCUGUCAUUGGCCGAGGCCAACCGAAUCGUGGAGGGCGCCGUAGCCGCCGCGACCGAGAUGGGCAUCAAGAUAAACGUCGCCGUUUGUGAUGCAGGUGGGCGUCUACUUGCCUUCAACCGCAUGGACGGUGCGAUCUGGGGUGGCGCCUAUGGGUCCCAGGGCAAGGCGGUGGCAAGCGCUGCCUUCGGACGCUCCAGCGGGGAGCUGCAGGAGCGGGCGAACACUCCCAUUAUCGAGGGCAUUCUGAAGGCGGAGGGAGAGCACGGCAUUCCCAGCCAGGGUGGGCUGCCAAUUUUCCGCAACGGUGCACUUGAGGGCGCCUGCGGCGUGGGCGGAGGUAGCAGCCAGCAGGACGAGGACUGUGCGCAGCGGCAUGCCACGCUUUAG